Neoarius graeffei (lesser salmon catfish) is the source of this 11855-nucleotide messenger RNA. Its product is annotated as laminin subunit alpha-3-like. Gene Ontology annotation, cellular component: basement membrane. The transcript is spliced from 77 exons. Gene Ontology annotation, biological process: regulation of embryonic development; cell adhesion; axon guidance. The coding region runs from base 194 to 10333 and encodes 3379 amino acids. The record is from RefSeq and is a predicted model, not a curated record. NCBI's taxonomy places the organism in Eukaryota, Metazoa, Chordata, Actinopteri, Siluriformes, Ariidae. Gene Ontology annotation, molecular function: signaling receptor binding.
CGCGCGUGCACGAGCACAGUCAGGCGAAGCGCGCGUGCACGGUGGGAGAACCCGCUUCCAGCAAGUGCGCUGAACUUUGAUGUCUCGCGCACCAGGAGAGGAGAGCGGAGAGAAAAGAGGAGUGCAGAGAGGAGUGCAGAGAGGAGUGCGGCUGUAAUGGGCCGGAUAUGAGCGCAUUCCACACACGCGGAUAAUGGCAUGGAGCAGCAGAGCGACUCUGAUCUCCGCCGCGCGCCUCUUUAUUCCGUGUUUGAUCUGCGCGGUGGUUCCGCUGAGAGCGCGAGCGCCAGUCAGCGCCGCCCCGGGCGGAUUCAGCCUGACCCCGCCGUACUUUAACCUGGCCGAGGGCUCGCGCAUUUCCGCCACGGCGACCUGCGGUGAGGAGGACAGCGGCAACCCCAGGAGGGAUCUCUACUGCAAACUGGUCGGGGGGCCCACGCUGGGAUUCACCAGCCAGAAUAUCCAGGGGCAGUACUGUGACCACUGCAAUGCCAAUAACCCUGAGAAAGCCCACCCAGUGAACAAUGCCAUCGAUGGCACAGAGCGCUGGUGGCAGAGCCCACCUCUCUCAAGGGGACUGAGGUACAACGAGAUAAACGUCACUCUGGAUUUGGGUCAGCUUUUUCAUGUCGCUUACAUCAUCGUGAAGUUUGCCAACUCGCCACGACCAGAUCUGUGGGUGCUCGAACACUCCGUCGAUCACGGCAGGACCUUCAUGCCCUGGCAGUAUUUUGCACAUUCAAAACAGGAUUGUAUUGAAAGGUUUGGUAAGGAGCCUAACAGCAGAACUGUUCGAGACGAUGAUCAGAUCUGUACCACGGAAUACUCACGGAUCGUCCCAUUAGAAAACGGCGAGAUCUUCGUGUCUCUCGUGAACGGUCGUCCCGGAUCGAAGAACUUUGCCUACUCUCCAGCUCUGCAGGAAUUCACAAAGGCCACAAACAUCCGCCUGCGCUUUUUACGCACCAACACACUGCUGGGGCAUCUGAUCUCCAAGGCUCAGCGUGACCCCACUGUGACACGCAGGUACUAUUACAGCAUUAAAGACAUCAGUGUCGGUGGACGAUGUGUGUGUCACGGCCAUGCCCAUUCAUGCGGAAUGCGAGUGCCAGGCCGCCAAGAUCAACUUCAGUGCGAGUGUCAGCACAACACCUGCGGUGAGUCAUGUGAUCGCUGUUGCCCUGGAUACCACCAGAAGGCGUGGCGUGCGGCGAUGGCCGACAGUCCCAAUGAGUGCGAGCCUUGCCAAUGCCAUUCGCAUGCCACUGACUGUUAUUAUGAUGCUGAAGUGGAGCGCAGGAGAGCGAGUUUGAACAUACACGGCAGGUACGACGGCGGCGGCGUGUGCAUUAAAUGCCAGCAUAACACAGCUGGGGUGAAUUGUGAAGUGUGUGCUGAGGGCUACUACAGGCCACAUGGCGUCCCUCGAGAGUCUCCUACAGGCUGCAUACCUUGCCGGUGUAACGAAAGGACUACAAGCGGCUGUGAGAUGGGUUCAGGACGGUGUCUGUGCAAACCCCAGUACAGCGGAGACCACUGCGAUCGCUGUGCCUUAGGCUACCAUGGUUACCCACAAUGCACUGCGUAUAUAGAUCACCUGAUUAAGACUCCUGCACCGCCAACUGGCAAUGUUGUUGAUUGUCCUGUGGGGUUUUUUGGCGCACCGAACUGUCAGCCGUGUGUGUGUGAACGAGGCGGUACAGUCCCAGAGAUCUGCACUGUGUCUGGACGCUGUUUAUGCCGUCCUGAGGUUACAGGCCAGAGAUGUGACCGCUGUCGUCCGGGCCGUUAUUCCUUCCCGUACUGCCACCCGUGCCGGUGUAAUGGGCGUGGGGUGGCCGAUCAGCUGUGUGAACCGAAUGGUCAGUGUCACUGUCAACCCAACUACAUCGGCCUACAGUGUGAGGAAUGCGCCGCAGGAUACUACGCAUACCCGACAUGCUCCUCAUGCCAUUGUUCAAGAGAAGGCUCUCUUGAUGGGUCAUGUGACCCAAAGACGGGUCAGUGCAUGUGUAAUCCUGGCGUGACAGGACACCUGUGUGACCGCUGCGCUGAACCCGACCAAACCUUUCCUGAUUGCUUUGACCUCUCCAGCUCCUGCAAUCCUGCAGGGUCAGACGUUGGCACGAAGGAUCCAUUAAUGGAUGCGUGUAUCUGCCUGCCGUAUGUAGAGGGACCUGAAUGUGAACGCUGCAAACCGCUUUACUGGAACCUGGAUCCUGAAAACCCAGCUGGCUGUGUUGAGUGCAUGUGUGAUGUUAAAGGGACUCAGAGUGGUGUGGGUGAAUGUCAUGAGGAAAGUGGUGAAUGUUCCUGCAAGCCAAACAUUUGCAGCCACGCCUGUGAUGCCUGUGAUGACGGCUACUUCCUGUUGCAGGAGAAAAACUAUUUUGGCUGCCAGGGCUGCCAGUGUGAAUUGGGCGGGGCUGUAGGGCGCAGCUGUGACGCGCUGACUGGUCAAUGCCAGUGCAGGAAGCACAUGCGCGGCCGAACGUGCUCUGAGCCAGAGCCCAACUUCUACAUCCCUGACCUCCAUCAUCUAAAGUUUGAGGCGGAGAAUGGCAUCACACCCAAUGCCCGGGCCGUGCGCUUCGGCUACGACUCAAACGAGUUCCCAGAAUUCAGCUGGAGAGGCUACGCUACACUCUCACGUGCACAGAGUGAAGUGUGUGUGAGUGUGCAUGCCAAUGAGACACACCCUCCUCACUUCCUCAUGCUGCUGCGCUACGCUAACCCUAAUGGAGCCCACGUGAGUGGCCGAGUCACCGUCACCCGCACCCGGGGCACACCAGGGUCUGGAGACAGUAAAGAGGUGUUGUUUCCUCCCAGCCGCUCUCCUGCCUUCCUCACCGUUCCUGGAGACGGAUUCGCCCAGCCUUUCACUCUCAGCACCGGGAAAUGGAUCGUGUGUGUGCAGGCUGAGGGAAUCCUACUGGACUACUUGGUGCUGCUGCCCAGUGCAUAUUAUGAAGCUCAGAUUCUGCAGCAGGAGAUCACAGAGCCGUGUACUUACAAGUCCAGAGAUGGCAACUGUCUCCUCUACAAGCAUGUGCCGUUGGACAGGUUCCCGUCAGCGUUGGCGUCUCAGGGGCUCAGCUCUACCCAGAGACACAGGCGCAUACGACAGCGCACUGCCGACCGUCCCAAGCUGGUGUCUGUCAACGGCAGACAGCUGCGACUGACGCUGCACAUCCCGGAGUCUGGUUCACACGUCCUGGUUCUGGAAUACGCCAACGAAGCGGAUGCUAUCCAGAAUGUUACUGUGUAUAUCGGUGGACAUGCACAGGCCCGGGUUCAAACCAGAGCUAACAUCUACAGCUGUGCUUAUAGUUUCUUCUGUCGCUCUUUGGUGGUGGAUGAACAAAACCGCAUCGCUCACUUUCUGCUUCCCCCCAAGGCUGAGAUUCUUCUCCAGUCCCCCACACGCUCAGUCCUGCUGUAUCGAGUGUACGCCAUCCCUUCUGAUGAGUUCACCAUGGAGCUCAUCCAGCCCACGGUGCUGUGCAUCUCGCACCACGGCCGAUUCACAGAGGACAGUAAGCACUGUGUCCAGAGUCAGUUCCACACACCUCCCACAGCACUCACUUUAGAUGAAUCGACUGUGACCCGGCCGUCCAGAUACAGUGCUCAAGCUUCAGGACGGUGUGAUGGACCUUUGCUCAAAUCACCUCAGACUGAAGUGGAACUGAAAGCACAGGUACCUCAGACAGGUCGCUACGUAUUCAUGGUGCACUACUGUCAGCCUGAACAUACUACAUUCCCUGUAGAGGUGCUGCUGGACUCAGGGGAGACAUGGACAGGACAUGUGAACGCCUCCUUCUGUCCCUCCGUGUCCGGCUGCAGGAGUGUGGUUAUAGCAGAGAGACGCAUCGCUCUUGACGUCCUCCAGCAGACUCUGUCCAUCACUUUGAAGAUCCCAAAGGGAAAAACCCUCACUCUGGAUUCAGUGCUGGUGAUUCCUGAGGACAGCUACAGCCCUGAACUUCUUACUCCUAAAGCUCUGGAUAAGGCUUUGGAUUUCAUCAAUCAGUGUGGAGCUCAUGGAUUUCACAUCGACUUCCACAGUGCCUCGGAGUUCUGUAAGAGUUCAGCUCGGUCCCUGGUCACUCAUUACCUGGACGGCGCUCUGCCUUGCUCUUGUGAUAAAGCAGGAUCAACCAGUCAUACUUGUGAGCCAAUAGGAGGCCAGUGUCUCUGCAGGCGUCAUGUGAUCGGGCGCCAGUGCUCGCGCUGUGCCACAGGGUUCUACGGCUUCCCGUACUGCAGACCGUGUGAGUGUGGCCGGCGGCUGUGUGACGAGGUCACCGGACAGUGUAUUUGUCCUCCGCAGACGGUGCGUCCUUCGUGUGACGUGUGUCAGAGUGAGACGUUUAGCUAUCACCCGCUGCUGGGCUGCGAAAACUGCGACUGUUCACCAACUGGAAUCCAGAAAGGAGACACGGGCCAGUGCAACGUCACCACCGGCCAGUGCACUUGUAAACCCAGGAUAGGUGGGCGGCAGUGCUCCCAGUGUGUCGCCGGUUAUUACCGUUUCCCCGACUGUGUGGCGUGUUCGUGUAACACCGGAGGAGUGACAGCACAGAUCUGCGACCCCAACACCGGACGCUGCCUCUGCAAGAGUAACGUGAAGGGGUCACGGUGUAACACGUGCCAUAAGGGUUCGUUUCAUUUUGACCCGAGCAACCCGAAAGGAUGUACGGAGUGCUUCUGCUUCAGUGUGACGGACCAAUGCCACAGCUCCAAAAAACGCAGGGGGAAGUUUGUGGACAUGCGCUCAUGGCGCAUGGUGACAGAUGAUCAGAACGAGGUGGCGAGUGUGUUAAACCCGCUCAGUGAUACGGUGGUGGCUGAUGUUCAGGAGCUUCCUGCGUCCGUGCUCCAGCUCCACUGGGUUCUGCCUCAGUCGUACCUCGGAGACAGGGUUUCAUCGUACGGGGGCUUCCUUACCUAUCAGGUCAAAUCGUUUGGCCUCCCACGUGAAGGGAUGGUCCUCCUAGAUAAACAGCCUGAUGUUAUUCUCAAGGGAGAAAAAAUGACGGUGGUUUAUCAGGACCCUCAGUCACCUUUGCCAGACAAGGUUUAUCAGGGUCGUGUGCAGCUAGUCGAGGGCAGCUUCCGCCACAGUGGGACGAACAGACCCGUGUCACGAGCGGAGCUGAUGAGAGUGUUGGCGCGACUGGAGGCCGUGUGGAUCCGAGCACUCUACUUCACACACACUCAGAGACUCAGCGUGGGCGAGGUGGGCCUGGAGGAGGCCAGCAAGGUGGGCACUGGGGCACCAGCGGGCACUGUGGAGGUCUGCUCCUGCCCACCAGAGUACACCGGCGACUCCUGUCAGAGAUGUUCUCGUGGUUACUAUAGAGACGGAAAUGGCCGCUGCGUUUCCUGUGUGUGUAAUGGACGUUCAAAGGAUUGUGACGAGAGGACAGGCAGAUGUCUGAACUGCCAGGAAAACACAGCUGGAGAUCACUGCGAGCGCUGUAAAGAUGGAUACUAUGGCAGCGCCGCUCUGGGAACCUGCACCAUCUGCCCCUGUCCACUUCGCCUGGAGAGCAACAAUUUUGCUGUGGGCUGCAGUGAGGUAUCUGGAAGAAUUCAGUGUCAGUGUAAGCCGGGAUACGCAGGAGAAAAGUGUGAGAGGUGUGCUCCUGGAUAUUUCGGCAGACCUGAGCAGUACGGAGGCAGCUGCCAGCCGUGUAACUGUAACGGGAACUCCUGCUCGCCCACCACUGGAGUGUGCAAUUACAUCCAGGACCCUAAAGACACGAACUCUGCAGAAGGAUGUACAGAAUGUGACAGCUGCGGUCAGACCUUACUAAAAGAUCUGGAGAAGCUCGAUGAUGAACUAGUGCAGCUCAAGGUGCAGCUGGAUUCCAUCAACUCCAGCUCCGAGGCUCAUCAGCGUCUAAAAGAGCUCGAGAAAGCCAUCGCUGAAGCCAAGAACAUGGUGAAAACAUACACUUCUGAUGUACAAAAGCUGAAGCCUAAAGUGACCGAGCUGGAGCGAGACGUACGCACUCUGACUCUAGACAUUAACAAGCUGAAACAGGAGGCUGAGAAGAAAUCAGAUGAUGCCCAGAAGGCGGUUAAAGAUGUAGAGAACACUCACCAAAAAGCAAAAGAUCUCAACAACCAGAUGCUGGACAUGCUCAAGAAAAUCCAAGAGCUCCUGAAGGAGCUGAGCAAUCCGUCACUGGGAGGCAGCGGUCUUCCCUUAGAAGGCGCAGACAAACUGCUGAAGGAGGCCGAGCGGCUGGUGCAGGUGAUGCAGGACAGGAGCUUCAAACCUCAGAAGGAUGCAGCGGAGAAGGAACUGGACGAGGCAAAGAAACUCCUAGAUUACAUCAAGAACAACUGCACGAAGCAGCUGAAUCAGAACCAGGAAGCAGCUGAGAGAAUCAGGGGACAUCUGAAUGAUUAUGAAAAAAAGCUAAAGGAGCUGGAGGAGGCUCUGAAGGAAGCGAAGGAUACGGUGCAGAGAGCCAACACGCAGAACACACACAACGCUCAGAACCUCAACGAUCAGCUGAAACGCAUCAACAGUUUGGAGAAAGAGAAGGACAACGUGGAGAACGACAUCACCGUGGCGAAGCAGCAGUUAAAGGAUGUUGAGGAUCUGCUGAAGAUGCUCAGUGACAGCAAGAAGGAGUAUGAGAAGAUGGCUGCAGAGCUGGACGGAGCGAAGACGGAGCUGACGGAGCGAGUAAACAACAUCUCUCAGAUGGCGGCUCUGGCGGGGCUGGUGAAGGACGCCGAGGAUCACGCCGCUUUCCUCAACAAGCAGGCGAAUGAACUCCAGGAUGCCAUAAAGAACUCGAGCGGCCGAGCUGACGUGAAAGAUGCCCUUGCCGCCAUCGACGCCUACAAAAACAUCACUGAGGCCAUCCAGGCAGCCGAGGAGGCAGCAAAGAAAGCCAAGGAGGCUGCUGACAAGGCAUUCAACGACGUCAUUAAUGGUAAUGUAAGCAACAGGGCAAAGGAUCUGAAAGACCAAGGCAAAUCACUCCACAAACAAGCUACAAAAGCUGAGAAAGAUCUGGAAAAGCUAGGAGAUGACCUGAAGGAUCAGCAGGAACGUCUGGACGACGCUGCAAAGAAAAAAACCCAGCUGGAGAAAGAUCUGCGUGACAUCAACGAUGAUCUGAACAACAUCCAGAGAGGUGACAUUGGUACGAUGAUCGACAUUGCCAAGAAAACAGCACAAGCAGCGAACGCCUCAGCCAGCGACACGAUGAACAAGCUGAAGGACAUAAACGCAGAAAUCGAUGCUAUUAAAGCGCUAAACGCGAGCGGAUUGCCAGACCAGGCCAACAUCAACCGCAUGCUCAAUGACGUGGACAUGGCAGUGAAAAACCUGAGCAACUCGAUCCCAUCACUGCUGGAUAAAUUCACUGAGGUGGAGAAGCUGAGUUCGGAAAUCGACCCCAACAACAACAUAUCCUACAACAUCAUGCGCAUUAAAGAGCUGAUCGAGCAAGCACGCAGCGCCGCUAACAGGGUUCCUCUGCCCAUGAAAUUCACUGGUGUGGAACAUGUGGAGCUGCGACUCCCCCGAACCCUGGACGAUCUGCGAGCCUACAUGUCAAUGAGUCUCCUCCUGCAGCGUUUUGAACCGCCUGUUCGAGGGGACGGCAGCCGUCGCCGUCGCCAGAGCAUCAAAGACGACGGCAAUCUGUUCAUUCUCUAUCUUGGCAACAAGGACGCGACUAAAGACUACAUCGGCAUGUUCCUGAAAAACAACGUCCUCCAUUUCGUUUACAAGCUAAACGGAAAAGUGACUGAGAUCAAGUCGACGGACAUCACGCUGUCGAGUGAGGAUCGGAUCUUCUUCGAUAAAGUGGAUGUGCAAAGGAUUUACGAAGACGCCCAGGUCAAUCUCACAAAGUUAUUCACGACAAAUAAGCCAGACGAAGAAAUCACAAGCUCUGCGCAGGGAGACGCGCUUCAAAACCUGCUGGACCUCCAUCCCAGUGACACGGUGUUCUACGUCGGUGGUUACCCGGACAACUUCACUCCUCCACAGCCUCUUAAUUAUCCCAAAUACAAGGGCUGUAUCGAGUUCAACACAUUUAACGAGAAGUUUAUAAGUCUGUACAACUUUAAGUCCCUGGGACCUGAGAACGUCACCUUAAAAUCACCGUGUAAGAGAUACAUCCGGCCAGGAGAGGGCGAUUACCUGGAAGGCACGGGUUAUAUUCAGGUGCAGCUCGAGAAGGUGCCCAGGGUGCUGGGAAUCUUGCAGAAGAUGGAGACUCGCGCUCAGAACGGCAUCAUCCUGUUCAUCAGCAACCAGACCUCAUACACCCUCCUCGCUCUUGAGGAUCAAUACGUGGUGCUGAGUAGCCGAGUCGGAGACGAGCAGAUAAAGACCAUCAAGAGCGCCGGGCCAGAGGAUUUGAAUGGGCAGCUCAAGGUGUUCUUUGACAGUAUAAAAAAUACUGUGGUGGUCCGGAUAAACAACAAGAACUUGUUGAACGGUUCAUACCAUACUGAUAAUUUUGACAGCUAUUUCAUCGGUGGCAUACCGUCAGACCUGAGAAAGAGAUACAACAUCACGACGCCACCACUGAGGGGCUAUGUGAAGGAGUUGUCCGCUGGUGGAAAAACGCCGUCUAUACUGAAUAAAAUGGGUGUUGGCCAAAGCUAUAGCAACAAGAUGCUGGCAUUGAGGAAGGCAGAGUUCAGCAUGGGCAGUUCACUGGACUCUUCACCCACAGGCUUCAGUCUGAAUGGAGCGUUGACACUCUCGCUCGGAUUCAAGAGCACCGAGAACAACGGCAUUCUGCUGCAGAACAAACAGGAUAACAAAGACAUUGGGCUCUCGAUGGUGAACGGAUAUGUGGUACUAAAGUACCAGAACAGCGUUUGGAAAUCUAACAAACAGUACCAAGAUGGAGAAUGGCAUUAUGUUACUGUCACCAACAGCGCUGGAAACCUGGAGCUCCGAAUUGACGAAGACGACAAAGGAAAGGCUAUCUCAGAGUCUCCCGAGUUCAACUUCCAGUUCAAUAAUAUCACUCUGGGCAUGGGCUCCUUUACAGGCUGCAUGUCCAACGUCUACCUGAGAAGGUCUGACGCUUUGUACCACCCGGAGGACUUGAGUGGUUUUAACCGGAUUGGAAACGUGGUCCUGGAUACGUGCACAUCCGAGCAUCAGCCUGAGAACCUGUGGGCCAACCAGAAGAAGGAUGGCAAAGAAGAGAUGAAGGAUGACGGGGUCUCAAGCUGCUUCCUCCCGUCUCCGAUCCCACAUUCCUUUCACCUUGCAGGUGCUUCCAGCAGUCUGAGCUACACUUUGCCCUCUAGAGAUCUCACACACAGGCCCUAUUUUUCAUUAGAUGUCCGGACAAAGUCGGCAGAGGGUCUGCUGUUCUACAUUCCUGCUGAGCAGGAGAAGUACCACCUGGCUCUUUAUGUGUCUAAGGGAAGAAUCCGCUUGUCGGUUGGCCGUCAGAGGGAAAUCUUUAACAGGGAGAAGUACAAUGAUGGAAAGUGGCACACGGUAACACUGGGCCUGGAGAAGCGCAGGUUUCGCCUGGUGAUUGACGGUCUGAGGGCUCAGGACGGCGUGUUCAAUCCAGGAGAGAGCUCAUCCAUCCAGCUGAGUACAGCUGUUUACCUUGGCAGCCCUCCAUCACACACACAUGUUGAUCUAAAGUGGAAGAUUUUGCCGGUGCAUGGCAUGGUCGGGUGUGUCCGCAAUUUCAGGAUGAACGGCUCACUGAUGGCAGCACCAGCCUUGAAUCGUGGUGUGGGUCAGUGUUUUGAGGGGCAGAUGGAAAGCGGGGCAUAUUUCUCAGGGCAGGGAGCUCACAUCAUCAUUAAUGGAUCAUUUGUAGUGAGCCGGAAGUUUGAGCUUGUGUUCGAGUUGCGUCCCAGUAAUCAGAGCGGCCUCCUGUUGCAUGUCGGAAACUCCGACCAUCAUCUCACCGUGUUCAUGAGGAAAGGAGAGGUGGUGGCUCAGGUGAAUAACGGUGGAGGGAGAUUCAAUGUGUCCGUUCAGCCAAAUCAGUCUCUGUGUGAUGGCAUGUUCCACAGAAUAGCAGUCAUCCAGAGGAACAAUGUGGUCGAGAUGCACGUGGACACAGAGGGCCAGUAUACCAUCGGCCCGAGCUCAUCUUCUCCAACCAAGGACCGAUUUCCUGUUUACGUGGGCAGUGUUCCAGAUCCUCGAAGGCUCUCAUUCCUCCCGAUUACAGAAUCCUACAUUGGAUGUCUCCAAAACAUGGUCUUUAACAGCAACGUGGUGGUGUUUGAGAAGCUCUCGGCAGUGUUCGGACCUGUAAACUUGCGAGAGUGUCCAGCUCACUUGAGAGCACCUUCUCCACAAUGAAGUCAUUUCCACUGUUGUAGGAUUAUAUGAGUAAAUUGAAGACCAGAAAUCAAGAGUAAUCAUGGUGUUAUGUCAGUGUUUCCCAUCUGUCAUUUCCGUCCUGUAGCUUUGUUUUCACUCUUAGAUACAAAAGUCACAUCCUUGCCACGUAUUUAAACAGAUGUAAAGCAAAACAGUUCAGUUCCAAGAAGCUGUCCGAUGAGAUUUGUCUGAACACCAAGCUCUACACUGCCUGACCAAAAAAUAAAUAAAUAAAUAAAUAAAUAAAUAAAUCACUAUUUGGAUUUAAAUAAGCAAGCACUUAAGUAGCUUCUCAUUUCUUCAACAAACACAUCAGAAGACGUAUCCCAUGUGCUCAUGGAAAAGAUGUUCUUGUGUUUCAGAAGAGUCAAAUUAUUGGCCUGCAUCAAGCAAAGAAAACACCGAAGGAGAUUUGAGCUGAAAUGACUGGAAUUGGGUUAAGAACUGUCCAACAUAUUAUUAAAACCUGGAAGGAUCAUGGUGAACCAUCAACUUCAUGAAAAAAAAAAUGUGGUCAGAAAAAGAUCCUGACUGACUAUGAUCAGAGAUCACAAACACUUGGUGAAGUCAAAUCAUAAAAAAAUGGACAGUAGAACUCACGGCUGUGUUUAAUAGUGAAAUUAAGAUCAUUUCCACACUCACAAUGUGACGAGAACUCACAGGAUUGGGACUAAACAGCUGUGUGUCCAGAAGAAAACCACUUGUUAGUGAGACUAAUCAGGAGAAAAGGCUUCAAUUUGCGAGGGAGUAUAAAGAUCGGUCUUUGGAGCAAUGGGAAAUGGUGGUGUGGUCUGAUGAGUCCAGACUGACCCUAUUCUUGAGUGAUGGGCGUGUCAGGGUAAGAAGGGAAGCACAUGAAGCGAUAAACCCAUAAUGCAUAGUAGCCACUGUACAAGCCUCUGGAGGUCGUGUUAUGAUCUGGGGUUGAUUCAGUUGGCCAGUUGCUCAGCAAUGUUACGGGGCAAUAAAAUGAAGUCAGCUGAUAACCUGAAUGGACUGAAUGACCAGGUUCUCAUCACAUCAAUGGGGUUUUUCUUCCCUGAUGGCUCUGAUUGUGAAUGAGUGGUUCAGGAAGCAUGAGGAAUCCUCUUCACACAGAGUCCCGACCUUAACCCCAUUGAGAAUCUUUGGGUUGCUGGAGAAGACUUUGGUUCAACUCUCCCUUCAUCAAGACAAGAUCUCAGUGAAAAAUUAAUACAACUCUGGACUGAAAUAAAUGUUGUGAUGUUCUUGAAACAAUGCAAUCAAGGCUUAAGGUGGCCCAACCAAAUAUUAGUGCGCUUGAAAUUUUUUUUUUUUGGCAGGGCAGUGUGUAUGUAUCUUCUAACUGAAUGAAUUUACUUCUUGACCACCUGAAGCAUUAUACUGCCUAUUUAUUUACCAGCUGGUCUCAUUUGCACAUUAUUUAUACUCACAAUAGCUAUUUAAGUCUUUUAUGAUAAGUGAAAUGGAGGUAUUGUACUGUAACUUUGACCAUUGUAAUGUUUACCAUCUGAUUUAC